UUACACAGGUAGGCUGAGAGUUCAGAAUCUGCUUUUCUUUCUCAACAGCUGAGUGCCAAGUUCUUUCAACAUAGUUUCUUUGCAGGUAUAAGGAUGGAAAAUGAAACGUAUUCACCCGUGACUGAGUUUGUCCUCCAGGGAUUAUCACAAAUCUGGGAAUUUCGGAUAUUAUUUUGUGUUCUUCUGCUGCUCUUCUGUAUCAUCGUUCUUCCUGGGAAUAUCCUGAUUGUUGUGACAAUUCUGCAGAAUCCCUCUCUGAAAUCUCCCAUGUUUUUCUUCUUGGCCAACCUGGCCUUGGUUGAUAUCUUCUACAGCUGUGUCACCCAUCCAAAGCUCCUCCUCAACAUAUUUUUUGGUUGCAUGACAAUCUCCUACUUAGGCUGUAUCACUCAGAUAUUUUUCAUCCAUUUUCUAGGAGGAGCUGAGAUGUUUCUUCUCUUUGCCAUGGCUAUUGACCGGUAUGUAGCCAUCUGCCAUCCAUUGCAUUAUGCCAUGGUGGUAACCAGGGUCAUUUGUUGGGCUAUGGUAGUAACUUCAUGGUUUGGAGGAUUGAUACAUUCCAUCAUCCAGGUCAUUUUCAUCAUUUUACUUCCAUUUUGUGGCCCCAAUGAGUUGGAUAACUUCUUUUGUGAUAUCACCCAGAUUAUCAGAUUAGCUUGUGCCAACAUCUACACUCUAGAAUUUGUCAUGUUUUUUAGCAGUGGUGUGCCAAGCAUUGUAUGUUUCAUUCUCCUUCUUAUCUCCUAUUUGGCACUGCUUAUAAAACUGAGAAUGGGCCCUAGUAUAGGGAAAAGCAAAGCCUCCUCUAUCUGCAUCACCCAUAUCAUUAUCAUAUUCAUCAUGUUUGGUCCAGCCAUCUACAUCUAUUGCCACCCUUUUCAAGACUACCCAUUAGACAAAGUAGUGGCCUUUUUCCAUGCUAUGGUCUUCCCCUUGAUGAACCCUGUGAUCUACACCUUGAGGAACAAGGAGAUCCAAACUGCCAUGCGGAGACUGCUCAUGAAUAUUAAAACUAGCAGAUAAAUAAAAAUUUGAUAAAUUUUUCCCAA
Molecule: messenger RNA, 1049 nt
Organism: Pantherophis guttatus
Lineage: Eukaryota; Metazoa; Chordata; Lepidosauria; Squamata; Colubridae
Source: RefSeq, a predicted model, not a curated record